ACGCGUUUUAAAGACAGAUGGGUUGGUCAUAAAUGUGAGCUAACAGGGUUACCGCAAUCAGCUGGCUGGAUUAUUAAUAUUUUGCAGAAUGGGAAUAGCCGAUGAGGCUGACCGGACUCUGUUCGUUGGGAAUUUGGACCCACAAGUAACAGAAGAAGUUAUAUUUGAGCUGUUUUUACAGGCUGGGCCAUUAAUCAAAGUCAAAAUCCCUAAAGACAAUGAUGGAAAAUCAAAACAGUUUGCAUUUGUAAAUUUCAAACAUGAAGUGUCUGUGCCCUACGCCUUGAACCUGCUGAAUGGAAUUCGUCUCUAUGGACGGCAACUCAACAUAAAGUUCAGAGCCGGCAGCAGUCAUAUUAAUCAGGAAGGCAAAAGUCCCGCAAACUCUCAAAAUCCCAGUCCAGCAAAUACACCAGGUCACCGUGGUGGAAGAACCCCAGAGCAGAUGGGCUCUCCGUCCUACUCUCCUCCACAGCAUUUGCAAAGGUCUUUCUCGUCACCUGAUACUCUGCAAAGACAGGCGAUGAUGAAUAACAUGUGGCAGGUUCAGAUGCAGCAGUUGCAGCAGCUCAAUGGAAAUUUUCAGCAGGGAAUGCAGCAAAUGUCCAGUCCUGCAGACAGUAAUCACAGGCAACAAGAUUGGUCCGGACAGCGUGGUCAUCGCCACUCUCACCAGGACAAUAGCUAUCAUGGCAGAGAUCAACGGCAUGGCAACAGCGGGAACAACUAUGACCGGCAUCGACGCGACAGCCAGCGAGGUGAUUUCUAUCACCAUGAUGACCGCAGUGGAGGACACAACAGAAAUUAUCCUCCUGAAAGACGGAGAGACUCUAGAGAUGGACGAUGGAAACGCUUUUAGUUGCAUGUUUAGUUGCGUUUUAGUUUUCCUGUGAACUUUUUUUUUUUUUUUUUUUUUUUUUAAAUCAACUGUUUUAAUAACUUCGUUACCCUCUAAGAUUUUAAAAUUUUAUAUUUAGUGAAUUGAAUUUUGCUGUUAAAAAAAAAAAGGAUAUAAGAAAGUUAGUUACUGCUAAAAAAAAAAAAAAAAAAAAAGCACAAUUUGACAGAAUGAGGUUAAGGCAUUUAGACUGGAAAUUGUUAGUAGAGAAGCAAGAACAAAAAAAAAAAAGAAAACAGUAAUAAACUGGCCAUGUUGUGUGCUGGCCUUUUUAAAAAAAAUAUAUAUAUAUAUUUUUUUUUUAAUCUCAGGGGGACACCUAUGUUUAUAUAAUUGGUUUUGCUUUUGUUUUUAAGAAUUUUUUUUUUUUUUUUUUUUUUUAAACACUUCUGUAUAUACAACAAGAAAAUGUAAAAAGAACAAAUCAUGGUAGGUUUUUCUAGACUUGCUCUCUUCCUCUCUGAAUAUUUGUAAUUUCUCAGGAUUUCUCAUUAUGGAAAAUAGAAAACUAAUUUUCAGGUGCUUUAUGUUUGAUAAACGGUGUUUCACAUUUUUUCAAAAGCAGAUUUUUUUUGUUAACUUUCUACAUUCCUCUUUUAGGAUGAUAUUGAUUAACUGUUUAUUAAUUCAGCAGUCUUUGAAAACUUGGAACGAUAACUAGUUUUAAUACUUUGGUAAAUAUACCAUUUUUAUUGUCAAGUACAACAAUUGGUUUCAUAAAAGUCACUGUUUACAGA
Molecule: messenger RNA, 1635 nt
Organism: Labeo rohita (rohu)
Lineage: Eukaryota; Metazoa; Chordata; Actinopteri; Cypriniformes; Cyprinidae
Gene: rbm7
Product: RNA binding motif protein 7
Exons: 5
Coding region: 89-859 (256 amino acids)
Biological process (GO): regulation of alternative mRNA splicing, via spliceosome
Cellular component (GO): nucleus
Molecular function (GO): single-stranded RNA binding
Source: RefSeq, a predicted model, not a curated record